GGGUCUCGAGCCAAGAUCGCCCUCUUGGGCAUCGGUGCGAUCGGCGGCGGGAGGCUCCCUGGGAACCAGGUGGUCCAAGGGCUGAGCUGUGUGGCCAGACAAGAGGUCCCUGCCCUCCCCCAGUGAGCCCUGCCGUUCCUGUGGGAGCCAUGAAGCUGAACGAGAGGAGUGUAGCCCACUAUGCACUCAGCGACUCCCCAGCAGACCACACGGGCUUCCUGCGCACCUGGGGGGGCCCAGGAACCCCAUCAACCCCUAGUGGCACUGGCCGAAGAUGCUGGUUUGUCCUCAAGGGCAACCUGCUGUUCUCCUUUGAGAGUCGCGAGGGCCGGGCCCCGCUGAGCCUGGUGGUGCUGGAAGGCUGCACAGUGGAGCUGGCUGAGGCUCCCGUGCCUGAGGAGUUUGCCUUUGCCAUCUGCUUUGAUGCUCCUGGAGUGCGCCCACACCUGCUGGCCGCAGAAGGGCCGGCGGCCCAGGAGGCCUGGGUGAAGGCGCUGUCUCGGGCAAGCUUUGGCUACAUGCGCCUGGUGGUACGUGAGUUGGAGAGCCAGUUGCAGGACGCACGCCAGAGCCUGGCUUUGCAACGCCGCUCAUCCUGGAAGUCUGUUGCCAGCCGCUGUAAGCCCCAGGCUCCUAACCACCGAUCUGUGGGCCUGGAGAAUGGCCACUCCCUCUCCAAGGACAGCAGCCCCGUGGGCUUGGUUGAAGAAGGGGGCAGCAGGUCUUCAGGGCGGGGGUUGGCUGAGUGGGAGCUGCAGGGCCCUGCCAGCCUCCUCCUAGGCAGGGGGCAGAGCCCUGUGUCCCCUGAGACCUCCUGCUUCUCUACCCUGCAUGACUGGUAUGGCCAGGAGAUCAUGGAGCUGCGGCAGUGUUGGCAGCAGAGGGCCCAGAGGAGCCAGCCAAAAUGUGAGGAACAGGAUAAGCCCUAAGUCUGGACCCUUUGAGUCAGGAAACCAGGGCCAGUUCUUUUUUAGGAGUUAAAUGUUUACCCAUUUCCAACGUUGUGUUUUGGGAGGGGACAUGGGUUCUCUCCUUCCUGCUAUUUAGGCAUUCUCCAGAUUCCAGAUCCACCCGUGUGUCUGGAAGGGACUGAGGGACCAUUCCUUCCAUCCUCUUUAUUUCCUGAGGUCCACAGAGGAAAGGAGACUUAGACACCACAGAGCAAGACCCCUAUCUCCUGACUGCACUGGCCUGACUGGCC
Molecule: messenger RNA, 1201 nt
Organism: Macaca mulatta (Rhesus monkey)
Lineage: Eukaryota; Metazoa; Chordata; Mammalia; Primates; Cercopithecidae
Gene: PHETA2
Product: PH domain containing endocytic trafficking adaptor 2
Biological process (GO): endosome organization; retrograde transport, endosome to Golgi; receptor recycling
Cellular component (GO): early endosome; recycling endosome; trans-Golgi network
Source: RefSeq, marked provisional